CCGUUUCGAGAGAGGACGAUCGGCUCUGAAGUCCAGGGCCUCCUUCCCGACGACAUGAAGGUCUUUGCAGGCCGUAUACGUAUCUUGAACCAAGCGUUGUGUGAUGCGUCCAUCAAAAGGCACCUCGAUUUCGGUAACAUUGCUAGCUAUGUCCACCUGUAUGGCGCAGUGCGGGAGGCAUUGAACUUCUGUAUGGCGAAGUCCGAUCUAGUGAAGCUCGCAGCAAGCAAGGGAGAAGCCGAUACGAAUAUCCUGAAGCGCAAGCGAAUCAACUGCAUGCAGCCUGUCCGCGCGUCACCACACCGCACAUCCUUGGCUGCACGUGCUAGCAACGAUCGGUUGUUACGAGUGCGUUCCCUUGGAUCCCGUUUAUUGCCCUGCGAGGCCGAGCCUCAUGGUAGGCCGUAAAUACAAUACUGUCUACUUAGAUGGUAAUGGUGGUCGGCGGGACAUGAUUGAGCUGGAUGCUCAUGCAAUCUAAGGGUGUGUGAUGGGAGAGGUGUCGAUGAGGGGUGGUGCAAGGGGACGUGUCAGAGUACAGACAGGGGCGAGAGUGAGACGUUCGAGUACGCAAGUGGUGUGUAAGGAGGGGGCAGGGCUCAGGAAAGGUGCGUUGCGGACGUCCACCCAGUCCCGGCCAUUUAAGGCAAGUGAACGGGCUAUAAACCUGCGGCCUCUGGGUACGAUUGCGUCCCUGGGUCUCGCCUCUUGCGCCGGUCAGGUCUACGUCUGGCAGUGUCCCCGCCA
Dichomitus squalens LYAD-421 SS1 is the source of this 747-nucleotide messenger RNA. RefSeq lists its product as uncharacterized. The transcript is spliced from 2 exons. The coding region runs from base 55 to 408 and encodes 117 amino acids. Lineage: Eukaryota; Fungi; Basidiomycota; Agaricomycetes; Polyporales; Polyporaceae. The record is from RefSeq and is a predicted model, not a curated record.